Molecule: messenger RNA, 918 nt
Organism: Magnusiomyces paraingens
Lineage: Eukaryota; Fungi; Ascomycota; Dipodascomycetes; Dipodascales; Dipodascaceae
Exons: 1
Coding region: 1-918 (305 amino acids)
Source: RefSeq, a predicted model, not a curated record
AUGCCAGCAUUUACUCCAAGAUCAAUACUGAGAUCAUCACCAGCACUUGAACAAUCUGAGGGUGUUGGUGCUAGAGUUCGAAGAUCUAUCGGAACUUCAGCAGUCCGCAAUUAUACACCUUUCCUUAUGCUAGAUCACUUCAAGGUAUCUCCUGAAGCUGGGUUCCCCGAUCACCCUCACCGAGGUCAGGAAACUAUCACUUACAUGAUCAAAGGUCGUAUUGACCAUGAAGAUUUCACUGGUUCUGCAGGUACCCUGGGUCCUGGUGACUUGCAGUUCAUGACAGCUGGCCGAGGAAUUGUGCACGCUGAAAUGCCUCGGAUAGAUAAGGACGAGGACGGGAAUAUUGAAGUGGUAGAAGGACUCCAGCUAUGGGUGGAUCUCCCUAAAGAACUUAAAAAUUGUGAACCACGAUACCGUGAUUUGCGGGCCAAAGAAAUACCCAUUGCCAAGCCAAGUGACAAGGUUGAGAUUAAGGUGAUUUCCGGAGAGUCUUAUGGAGUUGACUCGGUCAAAGACCUGGCCUAUACACCAGUCUGGUUUCUAGAUAACAAGGUUCAUCCUGGAGGGAAAGUCGAGCAGCCAUUGCCUAUUGGGUUCAAUGCGUUUCUUUACAUUUUGGAAGGCGAGGUGAUGGUAAAUGGGCAACGCUUUAAGCAGUUUACUAAUGUUUUUUUCAACGAUGACGGAACCGGAGUUGAAGUUCGGGUUUCUGAUACUGCCAGUGGUCCGGCUCGAUUCGCAAUUAUUGCAGGCGCAAAGCUGGACCAACCAAUUGUUCAACACGGUCCCUUUGUCGAAACAUCACGCGAAAAAAUUAUGCAUGCAUUUUUCGAUUACCAAACGGGGUCAAAUGGAUUUGAGCGAGCAGUAGGAUGGGAAAGUGAAAUUGGUAAAAGAAUGCUUAGAAAUUUUUAA